AAAGAGUAUUCAAAAAGGAUCGAACUAUAUCAACAGCAAAUUCUUAAUAUAACCAUCAGAGUGGAACAUAUGGAACAGAGCAGCAUAUCUUACACAGAACUGGACUUCCAGUUACUCAAAGUGGAAAUCAGUGACCUAGAAAGGCUGGUCACUCAGCUGAAAUCCAGUGUUGUUGGGAGCAAUGUCAUCAUCGAUCAAAUAUAUUUGGAGAUCACAAAUCUAACUAUAUUGGUAAAUGAACUAGAAUCAAUGGACAAAAACAAUAUCCUUGCAAUACGUCGACAAGUUGCAUCUCUUCAGAAUCAAUUGAGAGAGUGUGAAGAGAGCAAAAACAAAACUACAGCACCCCCUUAUUUCCCACCAGGUAAGCAUUUGUCUUGUCAUGAGGAGCAAUAUAAUACAUGGAUAUUAGAAACGAUUGUAAUUAUACUACCGAGUCUUGACAAAUUGAGCAGGCAGCUACUAAUCUUUCAUCAACAGGUUCAAAAUGAAAAAGAGGGCAGGAAACAAACUCUUGCAGACACAUUAGUUGGUUUCAGCCGGAAAAAGCUGUAAAAUCCCUCUCACCUG
Meleagris gallopavo (turkey) is the source of this 570-nucleotide messenger RNA. Lineage: Eukaryota; Metazoa; Chordata; Aves; Galliformes; Phasianidae. The record is from RefSeq and is a predicted model, not a curated record.